AUGCGCACCGAUGGAUGCCCCCUUCGCGUUCCCAGUGCUACUGUACUCACGGCCACUGCGACGUCGGCGCAACCGUCGUCGUCCAAAAACGGUGGCAUCGCGACGACGAUCGGCGGCCGCCGGGCGCUGGCGACGACGCCACGCACCGGCCCGUCGCAGACGACGACCGCAUCGCUCGCUGCCGUCGCCGCCGGCCUGGUCGCAGCCUGCAUCGUCGUGAUCGAGACGUCGGCCCUUGCCCAACCGCCAAAAACCUCGGGCGCGGGCAACGUGCCACCACCGUCGUCGUCGUCGUCGUCGUUGAACGCACCCAUGCACUUGGCGCUCGCCGCGCCUGGCACCGCCUUGACAUCGCCGCCCGCCUUGAACGCGACAUCGUCGUCGGUGGAUGUCGACCACUGGCAGCAAGAGCUCGAGGGGCUCCGAGCUCUCGAAGUCCAAGUUCGCAUCGACUACGCCGACAAGACGGCGCGAACUGCCGAACUGGAGCGCAUCGCGGGUACAAAAGCUGCGAUCAAGCGCCGCCUGCGGGGCCACACUGCCCCUUGA
Molecule: messenger RNA, 549 nt
Organism: Saprolegnia parasitica CBS 223.65
Lineage: Eukaryota; Oomycota; Saprolegniomycetes; Saprolegniales; Saprolegniaceae
Exons: 3
Coding region: 1-549 (182 amino acids)
Source: RefSeq, a predicted model, not a curated record